GAGUUUGUGUCACGGGUGGCCAUCAGCGAUCAGUUAAUGCUGGACGACUAAGCAAAGCAUUAACCUAUGAAGAUGGAUUUUUGAAACUUGUCUACAAAGAAGGCGAAUCCUGUCCUGCAGAUCCUGAUUUGAAGUAUAUGAGCUAUUUCACCUUUGUGUGCAGAUUGGAUGCUGGGCCUGGCAGCCAGCCGGUUCUCCUUUCUUUUGAUGAGAAGACAUGCACUUAUUUUUUCUCUUGGCAUACUGUUUUAGCCUGUGAAGAAGAAAGAGUGGCAGACUGCUCAGUUACCAAUGGCAGCAGAACAAUUGACCUUUCCCCUUUAAUCCAUUGGACAAGUGCUUAUGAGAUAUUUCAUGACUUUUCUGACCAGAAUCCAGAUUUCUAUAUAAAUAUUUGCCAACCAUUAAAUUCCAUCAUCAAGUGUCCGCCUGGAGUAGCUGUCUGCAUGAUCCCACUUAAUGGCUCUCCUAUAGAUAUUGGUCGAAUCACAGCACCUCCUCAGCUCAACAGUGCAACAAAUGAAGUUAACAUUGCCUUCAACAGUACCACUCCUUGUCCAGAAGAUAAACAUCUCAACUAUUCUUCACUUAUUGUGUUUCACUGCAACAGAGGAACAAAUCUGGGGAAGCCCAGAAUGAUAGAAAAGUCCAGCUGUGAAUAUAUAUUUGAAUGGAGUACCCCAGUGGUAUGCCCUGAUGAAGAGAAUGUUUCGGGCUGCUCUGUAAUUGAUGAACAGUUACACUAUGCUUUCAACCUGUCAAGCCUUGCAGGGAAGCCCUAUAAGGUUCCUUCUGGACGCAGGAGCUACCAUCUAGGGGUAUGUUCAGAAGCGGCAGAUAUACCUCAAGGGAAAUGCAAAGAUGCUGCAGUUUGUCUUAUCUCUGGCAGUAGUGCUGUCUCAUUUGGCAACAAAAAAGAAGUACAAUUGGACUACAGGCAUCAAGAUGAAGCUGUUUUCUUGCAGUAUAAGGGUGGUGAUAAAUGUCCUCCAGUAACUGAAAAGGGUGAGCUUUGUGUCUUCCCUUUCCAGUACAAUGGUAAAAGUUAUGACAAGUGCAUUACGGAGGAGCAAGGCCGUCCAUGGUGUGCCACAACUGAUAACUUAGGAAGAGAUCAAAAAUGGGGAUUCUGUGUAAAUGAAGCUGGGCAGCGUGAAUCUACUAUUAUUUUUAAAUGUGAUGAAAAUGCUAAUAACGGAAGUCCUCAGCUGUUGAGUGAGACCCUUGGCUGCGCUGUCACAUUUGAAUGGAGGACACAACUUCUAUGUCCUCCAAGGAAAAUGGAAUGCAAGUUUAUUCAGAAGCACAAAACUUAUGAUUUGAGAAUACUUUCCUCCCUCACUGGCUCAUGGGUCUUUGCAGACAAGGGCAGCUCUUACUACAUGAACCUUUGUCAGAAAGUCCACGAAGGACCCUCGGGCUGCCCUGACAGGGCAAGUGUUUGCCGACGAAAUCAGAAUGGUGCUGUCCAAGUUCUGGGAUUGGUUCAUACGCAAAAACUUAAUGUUACAGGCGACAAAGUUCUUGUCAGCUACUCCAAUGGUCAUGAAUGUCAGAGGAACAAAAAGGCAACAACAGUCAUAGAGUUGAAAUGUGGAAAAACUGUCGGGUUGCCAAGAUUCAACAGGAUCGAUGAAGAAAACUGUGCCUAUUAUAUUACCUGGGAAACUCGGGCUGCUUGUGCUGUGAAACCUCAAGAAGUAAAGAUAGAGAAUGGCACAGUUAUAAAUCCAGAGACAGGGAAGAAUUUCAGUUUGGGUAAUAUUUAUUACAAAUUAUACAAUGCAGCAGGAGAUUUAAGAACAAAUGGUGACAGAUACAUUUAUGAGAUUCAGCUUUCUGCUAUCACUGAUUCAAAGAAUCCACAAUGCAUGGGCGCUAACAUCUGUCAAGUUAAAAUAUCAGAUACACGUACUCGUAGAGUUGGAUCAUCAAAAAAUGCCCAUUAUUAUAUUCAAGAUGAUGUUUUGGAUCUCGUGUUCUUCUCUGACUCCACAUGUGGCAGAGAUACCAACAAAUCUGCCUCCUCAACUAUUGUCUUCCACUGUGAUAAAGAUGCUGAAGAAGGCAUCCCAACAUUUCUUCAUGAAUCAAUGGAUUGCCAGUACCUAUUUACCUGGUACACCUCCGCAGUUUGCCAGUUGGUAAGCUCUGAAACAACAAAUGAUGGAAACUAUGUGGAAGAUUUUCCUAAAGGCCUUUCAGGAAGAAGCCAAGCAGUUGGAGCAUUGUUGAGUUUACUCCUUGUGAUUCUCACAGCAUGUCUUGUGAUCCUGUUACUUUACAAAAAAGAAAGAAGAGAAUCUAUGAAGCAGAAGAUAGUCAACUGCUGUCGGAGAUCAUCAAAUGUUUCUUAUAAAUACACUAAGAUAAAUACUGAAGAAGUAAAUGAGAAUGAAACAGAAUGGCUCAUGGAAGAAUUAGCGACACCAAAUCACAGCUCCGGAAACGAAGCACACAUAAAUGGCCACGUAUCACGAAAGGCAGCCAUGUCAGAUACCCUCAUGUCCCUUCCGGUGGAUGACAUGGACAGUGAGGAUGAAGUACUGACAAUACCAGAAGUGAAGAUUCAUUCAGCAAGAGAUGUUGAUUCAAGAGGCUUGAGCAACACUAGAAGGCCUUAUCAUAACAAAGCUCACAAGCUUUCAAGCAGUGGUAAAACUCCUCUGCCUAACGGAAGGAAGAAUAGCAAAACCAGCCCUGCUUUUGGUCAAGAAGAUCUACAGAACUCCAUGAACACUGCAUCAUACCAUGAUGAUAGCGACGAGGACUUGUUGAACGUUUAACCUGCAAUUGUGCCUAAUUAAAAUUCCAUAUGUGUAUAUGUAUAUUAAAUAUAUUAAGGUGGGACAGCAAAACACUUCCAACCAAAAAUGAAGACUUGAGUUGCAGAUGUCUUUAGCAAGGGAUUGUUUCAAGGGAAGGGUAGGAAGGUCAGUCCUAAUUGUUUACAAUGAUUGGUGAUGGCUGGGUUUCUAGCAUUCAGUGAAUGAAAUAAAGGUAAUUCUCCUUAGCUAGAACACUCAUACAUAUCCCUUGGGAAGGUUUUAGAAACUGUAUCGUAUUUUACAAUGAUGGGCUCAAAUCUAAAUGAAGUCCUUUCCGCUUCAUUGUGAGACUUGCAUUUUAACACUCUUUAUAUUUAUUGCUCUCACUACUCAGGUUCACUGACAAAAAAAAAAGUUAGGCAAUGUGUUCUUCCUGCAGGCAGGGUAUUUUCUUCUGUAGAUUCAUCCAUCUCAUUAGGUUGGGUUUCUUUGGUGUACAUCUUGGAGCUGGUCUGUUAUCUUGAAUUCGCCUGUAUAUUUGAUUGCUGUAAUCUUAUUCUAUUAAAAUAAUUUGUUUUGAUUUGAAAAAUGUUUUAGCUGGAAGGUAUAAAUCCUAUAGCUUUAGCCUUGAGCGGUGGCUGUCCUUUGCAUGUUAAGUCUGUUUUUUGGUACCAGUCAUAUAAUGUCGUUCAUCAGUGUUUAUAAGACUGUUGGUAUACCAACCCAGUGCUAUCCUUCAAUAUUAGCUGGGCAAAAAAUAAUAAGAGUAUGCCCUUUCCCAAAGACCCUUUCAAGUUAGAUACUAAUGCUUGUAGCUUUUUCUCUUCAACUGUUGUUGUGAUGAAAAAACACAUGUACCUUUUUCGAAUGCUGUCUCUCAUCAGAAGCUUAAAUGAUUUUUUUUUCCUUCUUGGGAAAUUGCCAAUUAAUUCCAAAUCAAACUAUAGUAUCAGCUUUAUUGCCCUGCAAAUUUUUAUGGCUGCUUUAAAGUCACAGGCUUGCAGAACAGAGAGGUACACUAAGGUUUUGGUACUAGGUGCAUUUCCUUUGAAAGGUAAAACUCUUUGGAUUUCAUCACCGAAUUCCUUGAUCAUUGUUAUAUGCUGCAACAAUUAACCGUAAAGGAAAGAUGGAACAGGUUCUUCUUGCAGUAUUUAGCAUCUUAGUGCUUUUUAAGAGGCUCAUGGAUAACACAUGAGUUUCUAAGAACUGUGCACCAGUAUUUAGGCUGACCAGAGGCUCUUCCUUCAUUCCUUGUCUUGUUCAUGUUGAAGUACUUAAAAUUGGCUUCCACUGGGUACCUGGAUUUGAUGUAGCAAAGUGUUUAAAGAAUUUCAAUAAAUAAAAGCUAAAUUA
Messenger RNA from Protobothrops mucrosquamatus (brown spotted pit viper), 4124 nucleotides. Its product is annotated as cation-independent mannose-6-phosphate receptor. The annotation marks the transcript as partial. Gene Ontology annotation, biological process: lysosomal transport. Gene Ontology annotation, cellular component: trans-Golgi network. The record is from RefSeq and is a predicted model, not a curated record. The transcript is spliced from 15 exons. NCBI's taxonomy places the organism in Eukaryota, Metazoa, Chordata, Lepidosauria, Squamata, Viperidae. Gene Ontology annotation, molecular function: D-mannose binding; signaling receptor activity.